Messenger RNA from Melampsora larici-populina 98AG31, 1152 nucleotides. Its product is annotated as putative metalloendopeptidase M48, Ste24p. The record is from RefSeq and is a predicted model, not a curated record. The transcript is spliced from 6 exons. Gene Ontology annotation, molecular function: metalloendopeptidase activity. Bases 1 to 1152 code for a protein of 383 amino acids. Gene Ontology annotation, biological process: protein quality control for misfolded or incompletely synthesized proteins; mitochondrial protein processing. Lineage: Eukaryota; Fungi; Basidiomycota; Pucciniomycetes; Pucciniales; Melampsoraceae. Gene Ontology annotation, cellular component: mitochondrial inner membrane.
AUGGAACAAUCAUUCGUAGAUUUCGUGCAACCCCUCCAAAGAAAGACAGCAACCUUAUUAAUCUUACCAUUUUGGUAUAGAUGGAGAUUAUCAAAACAUUUCCCUAGAGCCUCUAGAACUUUAUUAACCAUACCGAUCUUUACAAUCUGUUUAAUCAUUGCAAUCGGUAUAGAUCAAAGUCAACGAACCUCACGUUGGAGAUUAUUAUUGAUGACCGAAUCAGAAGAAGUAGAAUGGUCACAUCGAAGAUUUGAAGAAGUUUUAAAUACAGAAUCUAAAUCGAUAUUAAAUCAACAAGAUCAUCGAAUCAAACUAAUUAAAAAGAUUUGUGAUCGAUUGAUCACAGCACUUGAAAUCGAAACUCCAAUCUCAGCCGCUACUUGGCCUAGAGAUGAAAUCGGAAUCAAACAAAGAAUGAAAAGGAUCGAAGCUAGGAAUGGAGUGAAACCUUCGGCUACUACUGGUUCUUCUCUGAUGCCUUGGAAACCUGAAACGAGUAAUCCGGAAAAGAUUUUAGAGACUAGGGAUUGGGAUCUCUUUGUGAUUGAUUUGCCUAAGAUUAAUGCAUUUGUUUUACCAACCAAGGAAAUCUUUGUUUAUUCAGGUCUAUUAGAUCUCUUGGAUGAAGAUGAAUCUCUUACAGCCGCAAUCAUUGCUCACGAGAUCUCACAUGUCAUUGAAAGACAUGCAGUCGAAAACAUGGGAUUCUCAGCUUUAUCUGCAGUAGCAUUUGAUGUGAUCAGAGGAAUCUCAUUUGCUUUAACCAUUAGUUUCCCAAUCGUUUCAGAUGGAUUAGCCACUAUGAUUAAUUAUUUGAAUAAUGUAGUGGCAGAAAGAGCUUAUAGUAGGAAAUUAGAAACGGAAGCUGACGAACUUGGACUCUUGAUUAUGGCUAGAGCUGGAUAUGAUCCACGUGCUGCAUUAGCAUUAUGGGGUUUAUUAAAUGAAGUUGAAAAUGAACAAAAAGAAAGAGGUGAAGUGAAUUGGUCAGAUAAAGUUCCUUGGACACGAACUCAUCCUACUGGUCAAAAUCGUGAAACGGCUAUUAGGAAAGCAUUACCUAAAGCUAUGAAAGUUUUUAAUGAUUCAAUUAAACAUCCUAAAGAUUCAACCUCGAUUAAAAAUGAAACUAAUCUGAAACUUGCAACAUAG